Messenger RNA from Cyclopterus lumpus (lumpfish), 724 nucleotides. Its product is annotated as cell adhesion molecule 4-like. The coding region runs from base 57 to 293 and encodes 78 amino acids. The record is from RefSeq and is a predicted model, not a curated record. The transcript has 4 exons. Lineage: Eukaryota; Metazoa; Chordata; Actinopteri; Perciformes; Cyclopteridae.
GUUCAGCAUAUGCUCUGUUGUGUUUCUUCUUCUUCUCAGAACUGAACGAGGUCAUCAUGGAAAAACUCCAGUUCUUUACAAGAAUCAACAUGCACAACGGAGCUUUGGCAUCUUUGAUUGGAGGGGUCUUGGGCUCCGUGCUGCUGCUGGUCUGCAUCGCCGUGGUGAUGCUGUGGGCGUUUCACAGACGCAAAGGCUCGUACGUCACUAACGAGACGGACGGAGACGACGAAGACGAGUCGGAGGAGGAAGACGAGGCGCUCCGAACUCUGAGGAUGAAAGAGGACGAUUAAAACCUUAAAAUACAGACUGAGCUCAUGUCGAGGAUUAGAGCUCUAAAAGAGGUUUCAUGAAGCUGAAGCUUGGCUCACCGCUGCCCCCUAGAGGCCCCAAGACGGACUCCACCUCUCGGACAUUAUACUUCGAGAUCAUCCGGCAAAUUAGAUUUUUAUUUCUGAGCCGAUUUGUAAAGUCGAUUAUUCACAUUUCUUCUCUUUUGUCGGGAGAAAUCCUUUCAUUUUUAAUCAAAAGCAGAAUUUCAUUUGGAGAAAUGGAAAAUCUGCAGCUUUAAACAAAGUCACUUUGAGGAGAACGUCUAUUUUACAGCAUGGAAUCCAUGAAUUUAGGCGUUGGUAUCAGAUCUUUUGUCUUGUUAUUCGUCUCGAGUUCUGAAUCAAACGAUAAAAAUGUUCAAUUAAAAUGAAAAUAAACACCUGCUGCUGUC